This is a messenger RNA of Pocillopora verrucosa, 1782 nucleotides long. Lineage: Eukaryota; Metazoa; Cnidaria; Anthozoa; Scleractinia; Pocilloporidae. The record is from RefSeq and is a predicted model, not a curated record.
UUUAAAACAGCCAUCCAGUACCAUCAACGUCAUCUAGAAAUUGCUAAAGAAGUGGGAGACAAGGCCGGAGAGGGAGCAAGUUAUGGCAAUCUCGGCAACGCUUAUGGCAGUCUACGACAUCUAAGACAGUUUAAAACAGCCAUCCAGUACCAUCAACGUCAUCUAGAAAUUGCUAAAGAAGUGGGAGAUAAGGCCGGAGAGGGAAGAAGUUAUUGUCUUCUCGGCAGGAUUCAUUACGGUCAAAGAGAGUUCAAAACAGCUAUUGAGUGUUUUCAACGUCACCUAGAAAUAUCCAAAGAAGUGGGAGAUAAGACUGGAGAGGCGUGCUCACUCUGUUCCCUUGGAAGCAGUUUUGAGUGCCAAGGAAAUCUUAUGAUGGCCUUUGACUGUUAUCACUCGAGUGUACAGUUGUAUGAUGAUAUCAGGGCCAGUCUUCAACUCAACGAUCAGUGGAAGAUUUCUUAUCGUAAUCAGCACCAAAGUGCAUACAAAGGUUUGUGGCGUAUAAAUCUCGAUCAAGGUCAAGUUGUAAAGGCUCUUCUUGCCGCAGAGAAAGGACGUGCUCAAGCUCUGAGAGAUCUCAUGACCACAAAAUAUCAGCCUGGAGAUUCUUCAACGCACAGCACAUCUCUGAGUUGGGUUCCAUUGAGCACAGUUAUCAUAGCUAUUAAUGGACCAUGCGUUUACUUAUGGGUUUGCCUCAGUGAAGAUAACAUCCAGAUGAGACAGGUACACGUCAACAAUUAUAAGUAUGAGGAUGAAUUGGAAUGUUUCACCAAGCUACUGAACAAAACUGCUCUGAAGGAGAUCGGUGCAAGAGAUACUGUUCCAAUCGAAAAUCCUCCGCUUGAUUCGCCGACAGAAGAGAAAGUGGCCAAUCAAGUGAUCCCAGUUGAUGUGAGGCACUCCCAAUCAAGUGCUUUAAAGAAGCUGCAUGACAUCAUCGUUGCUCCUAUCGCUGACCUGAUCGAAGGCAACGACGAGAUCACAUUUGUUCCUGAGGGGCCAUUUUGCCUUGUGCCUUAUGCAGCGCUGCAGGACUCUGACUCAUCAUAUCUGAGUGAUUCUUUCAGAAUUCGUGUCCUUCCCUCUCUGACGACGUUGAAACUAAUUCAUGAUUGUCCAGCUGACUUUCACAUGAAGACUGGUGCAUUGCUUGUCGGCGAUCCAUGUUUUAAACAUAUCAUCUAUCAAGGAAGUCUUUUGGUGCAACUUCCAGGAGCAAGGAAAGAAGUGGAGAUGAUCGGACGUAUCCUCCAUGUUUCCCCCCUCACUGGACAAAUGGCAACAAAAGAUGAAGUGUUAAAACGAAUAUCAUCAGUGGCGUUAAUUCACAUUGCAGCGCACGGUAAACUGGAAACUGGAGAAGUUAUCCUGGCACCAAACACCACAAGAGAAAACCCUCAGCCGCAAGAGAAAGACUAUCUACUGACGAUGAAAGACGUCAUAGAAGCUGGGCUAAGAGCACGUCUGGUUGUACUCAGCUGCUGUCACACUGCUCGUGGGGAGGUCAUGGCAGAGGGUGUGGUCGGUAUGGCGCGUGCACUUUUGGGUGCCGGUGCUAGAUCUGUUGUGGCAACCUUGUGGGCGAUUGACGACGAGGGAACCCUGGAGUUCAUGAGUUUCUUCUACGAUGCACUUGCCAAAGGCAAGAGGGCAAGUGAAGCUCUCAAUCAGGCCAUGAAGUGUAUGAGAGAAAUUGAAAAGUUCAAGAAGGAGAUUUACUGGGCACCAUUUGUACUCAUUGGUGACGACGUCAACCUGGAUUUCAAGGAUAUUUAG